Molecule: messenger RNA, 411 nt
Organism: Trichomonas vaginalis G3
Lineage: Eukaryota; Parabasalia; Trichomonadida; Trichomonadidae
Product: organellar and viral DNA polymerase type B
Exons: 1
Coding region: 1-411 (136 amino acids)
Source: RefSeq, a predicted model, not a curated record
AUGAUAUCAGUAGCAUUUCAUGGAACAAGAGCAUAUCUUAUAGACAAAAGUCUUAUACCAAUAGUUUUGUUAUGGUUAGACCCAGUUGUUGGAUAUAACUUCAUAACAUAUGGUUCAUUCGAUACGGAACGUUGCAGUGAAGGCUUACUUUACAUCGUUCAGAAACCGAAGGACUUCAACACAAAAAGAUAUAAGAUAGGAAGGACAUAUAAUAUAACUCAAAGAUAUGACAGUACAGUCAAUAGAGUCAAGGUUGUGUUCGUUAAUGAUAUGAGAGCUGCUGAAACAGAACUACUCGAAAAGUUUGAGAAAAUGUAUGGUGCUCCCACGAAAGGUAAAGAAACGUUUGAAGUAGAUGAGAUAGAUAAAGCUAUAAAAUUAUUUGACGAAGUUGCUGAAAAAUACAUGUAA